Messenger RNA from Cheilinus undulatus (humphead wrasse), 1787 nucleotides. RefSeq names its product interleukin-1 receptor-associated kinase 4 (gene irak4). Gene Ontology annotation, molecular function: magnesium ion binding; protein serine/threonine kinase activity; ATP binding. Lineage: Eukaryota; Metazoa; Chordata; Actinopteri; Labriformes; Labridae. Gene Ontology annotation, biological process: signal transduction; protein phosphorylation. The transcript has 11 exons. The coding region runs from base 185 to 1591 and encodes 468 amino acids. The record is from RefSeq and is a predicted model, not a curated record.
GGGAAGUUGCUCAAUAUCGGACAUUCACUGAACUGUUUUUGGUCGUAUUUCCAGUAUUCCCCUGUAAGAGUCCACACAAUGGACGACAAUAAACAACCAAAAGGGCGUUUUAAGUUUUACGCCAUAUCGGUAAAAGCGUAGGAAUAAAGGUAAACGUAAGUUGUGUCCGAUUUUGUUCUUUAAAAUGAGUAAUUCGGUAACUUCCGCUACUUACAUCCGCAACCUCAGCUAUAGUUUACGUCGCCAGUUGUCCGACUUUUUGGAUCCUCAUGACAGGUGGAAAGAUGUUAUUGUGUCCAUACGGAAGCCGGGAGGGGAUUAUAGAUACUCUCAGCAUCAUGUGAGGAGAUUUGAAGGCCUGGUGGCUCAGGGUAAGAGUCCCACAGUGGAGCUGCUGGCUGACUGGGGGACCACCAACAGCACCGUGGGUGAACUUGUGGACAUCUUAAAGAGUAACAAGUUACUGGCUGCUGCUUGUCUGUUGCUACCUGACACACUGAAGGAGUCUAUCCCCGUCGUGGCUCAGCCAUCAUCAGCAGUCGUACAGACAUACAGCUCUCGUCCUACAAGAAUCCUCGAAGAGAGAGAAGCACAGCCUCCAUCUUUAAGCUCUGAGCUGCAAACACAGCCUCUGCUGGAAAGCACUGAACCAGGCCAAACAGCUUGCUCCAGCUUCCUGUACCAUGAGCUGAUGAGGAUUACAGGAAACUUUGACGACCGCUCCAUAUCAGAUGGAGGCUGCAGACUGGGAGAGGGGGGCUUUGGCACUGUAUACAGGGGUCUCCUGAAUGACAAGCCUGUUGCCAUCAAAAAACUCAAUCCAAUGGAUGACAUCUCCAUUGAUGAGCUGCGGGUUCAGUUCAACCAAGAGAUCCAGACUCUGAGAGCGUUGAAACAUGACAACUUGGUCGACAUGGUUGGAUUUUCCUGUGAUGGUCAGCAUCCAUGUCUGGUGUAUGCCCUCAUGUCCAAUGGCUCUCUGCUAGAUCGACUAGCUUGCUUGGAUGGAAGUCUUCCACUUUCUUGGCGACAGAGAUGUUUGAUAGCUGAAGGGGCAGCGAGAGGAUUGGAGUAUCUGCAUAACAACCAUCAUGUCCACAGAGAUAUUAAAAGUGCAAAUAUCCUGUUGGAUGAAAAAUUUGUCGCAAAGAUCUCUGACUUUGGCCUGACGAGAGCAUCCCCCAAGAAAACUUCGACAACCAUGAUGACAGAGAGGAUUGUGGGUACCCGUGCAUAUAUGGCACCAGAGGCGCUGAGGGGAGAGAUCACAGCGAAAUCCGACGUCUUCAGCUUUGGAGUGGUGUUGUUAGAAAUAUUGUCUGGACUCCCGCCAGCCGCUGAAAACCAGGAGCCACAGUUUCUGAUGGAUAUAAGGUACGAUAUAGAUGAUGAAGAUGAGGAAAUUACUUUGGAGGACUUCCUGGACAAAAAGAUGGGAGACUGGGAGCUGAGCCAGGUGCAGAGUUUUUACUCUUUGGCCUCUAACUGUCUCCAUGACAGGAAAAACAGACGUCCCGUCAUCAAGCAGGUCCUGAUGGAGAUUAAAGGAGUUGUCAAAAAUAUUUCACUGGAUUAUAUGGGGCAGAUGUGAAACUUCCCUGAGAUUUCUGAAGCUCGCUGAGGUCAAAGUGCAAAAAGCUGACUGAAAUCUAUUCCUCAAGAGAUUGAAGAAUCAAUGCUUAUUAUUUGCUGACUGUCUCAGAGGUAUAUUUGAAUCAGUAUUGUUUUUAACUGAUUUACCUUAUUUUUUAAGUAUAAAGCUAUUCUUUUUUACAUUUCAAUGGAAA